Messenger RNA from Stegastes partitus (bicolor damselfish), 3224 nucleotides. It is a transcript of the gene dis3, whose product is annotated as DIS3 exosome endoribonuclease and 3'-5' exoribonuclease. Gene Ontology annotation, biological process: rRNA catabolic process; nuclear mRNA surveillance of mRNA 3'-end processing. The transcript has 21 exons. NCBI's taxonomy places the organism in Eukaryota, Metazoa, Chordata, Actinopteri, Pomacentridae. The record is from RefSeq and is a predicted model, not a curated record. Gene Ontology annotation, molecular function: 3'-5'-RNA exonuclease activity; RNA binding; endonuclease activity. Gene Ontology annotation, cellular component: cytoplasmic exosome (RNase complex); nuclear exosome (RNase complex). Bases 62 to 2917 code for a protein of 951 amino acids.
AGCCCAGUGGAGGCGGAAUAAAAACACCGGGAUUUAACUUUUUGAGGCUUUUAUCGCCAUCAUGUUAAAAUCUAAAACCUUCGUUAAAAAGACCCGGUCGGGUGGGGUGAUGAAGAUAGUUCGUGAGCAUUAUCUGAGAGAUGAUAUUUGGUGUGGAAGUGAAGCUUGCACUGAAUGCCAACAGGAGUCCACGGUGUUGCAGAAAGACGCAUGUAUUGAGAGCAAUCUCUGCUCCUAUCCACAUUAUCUGAUCCCUGACACGAACGUGGUGCUGCAUCAGAUUGACGUGCUGGAAGAUCCUGUGAUUCGUAAUGUGAUUAUCCUUCAGACUGUACUGCAGGAGGUUCGCCACCGCAGUGCACCAAUCUAUAAACGCCUGAAGGACAUCAUACAUGAGAAGGAGAAACACUUCUACACCUUUACCAGUGAGCACCACAGAGAGACGUUCAUUGAACGUGAACCAGGCGAGAGUGCCAAUGACCGCAACGACCGUGCAAUCCGCGUGGCAGCCAAAUGGUACAGCGAGCACCUGAAGCCAUUGGAGGCAGAGACAGAUGGGCUGAAGGUGGUCCUCCUCACCAAUGACCAAGGGAACAAGCAGAAAGCAGAGGAGAGUGGCCUGCUGGUGUACAAAUUUGAAGAGUACAUCAAGGGUCUGAUAGCGAAUUCUGAGCUUGUGGAUCGUCUGGCUUUGUCCAAUGAUGACAAGAAUGAGGUCACUAGUAGCAAAGUGUUGUUUCCAGAGCACCUUCCUCUGUCAAGGAUCCAAGCAGGAAUUAAGAGUGGCUCAUUCGUCCAGGGCACCUUCAGGGCCAGCAGGGACAACUAUCUGGAGGCCACAGUCUUUGUCCAGGGAGAGGGGGAAGACAGCACAGAGAUUCUCAUCCAGGGUCUUCAGAACCUCAACAGAGCAGUGCACCAGGAUGUGGUUGCUGUACAGCUGUUGCCGCGGAAUCAGUGGGUAGCACCCUCCUCAGUCGUUCUUCAGGACGAAGGCACAGCGAAGGAUGACGACGUUGAAGAGGAGGAGGAGGAGAAAGCGCUGAGGAUAUCAGCAGCUGAGGCAGCCAGGAAGACCACAGGGAAAGUAGUGGGAAUCAUCAAAAGGAACUGGAGACCAUUCUGUGGCAUGCUCAAUGUCUCCCAGAUCAAAGAGUCCACCCGCCAUCUUUUCACUCCAGCAGACCGCCGCAUCCCACGCAUUCGCAUCGAAACACGACAGUCCUCCACACUGGCAGGCCAGAGGAUCAUUGUGGCCAUCGAUGGCUGGCCCAAAGACUCCAGAUAUCCAAAUGGUCACUUUGUUCGCAGUCUGGGAGGUGCAGGGGAGAAGGACACAGAGCAGGAGGUUCUGCUACUGGAGCAUGACGUUCCACACCAGGCCUUCUCUCAGGCUGUGCUCAGUUUCCUUCCCAAAAUGCCGUGGGCCAUCACACCAGAGGACAUGGUGAAGAGAGAGGACCUGAGGCAGUUGACAGUGUGCAGUGUGGAUCCUCCGGGAUGUACAGAUAUAGAUGAUGCCCUGCACUGUAGAGAGCUGGAAAACGGAAACCUUGAGGUGGGCGUCCACAUCGCAGAUGUCAGUCACUUCAUCAGGCCUGGCAAUGCUCUGGACAAAGAGGCUGCCAACCGGGGCACCACUGUGUACUUGUGUGGCAAAAGGAUAGACAUGGUUCCUGAACUGCUCAGCUCCAAUCUUUGUUCUCUACGCUCCAACGUGGAGAGGCUGGCUUUUUCAUGCAUCUGGGAAAUGAACCACAAGGCAGAAAUUCUGAAGACCCGGUUCACAAAAAGUGUUAUUAACUCCAAGGCAUCUCUGACCUACGCUGAGGCCCAGAUGAGGAUCGACGACACCAGCAAGAGUGACGAUAUCACCAAGAGCUUGCGGGGUCUCAACAAGCUGGCAAAAAUCCUCAAGAGGCAGAGGAUAGAGAAAGGGGCAUUGACGCUUUCGUCCUUAGAGGUCCGUUUCCACAUCGACAGUGAAACCCAUGACCCCAUUGACCUCCAGACCAAAGAGCUCAUGGAAACCAACUCCAUGGUAGAAGAGUUCAUGUUGCUGGCCAAUAUUUCUGUUGCCCAGAAAAUUUAUGAUGAAUUUCAAGAGUGUGCUCUGCUGAGGAAACAUCCAGCACCGCCUCCAUCCAACUAUGACAUCCUGCUUAAAGCUGCAAAGUCCAAGGAUGUGGCCAUUCACACAGACACAGCCAAGGCACUGGCUGACUCCCUGGAUGUGGCCAAAGUGGACGGCUUUCCAUACUUCAACACUCUACUGCGCAUCUUGGCAACUCGCUGCAUGAUGCAAGCAGUCUAUUUUUGUUCUGGCAUGGACAGCGAUUUCCACCAUUACGGCCUUGCUUCACCCAUUUAUACACACUUUACAUCACCCAUUAGGAGGUACGCAGAUAUCAUAGUGCAUCGCCUGCUGGCAGUGGCCAUAGGAGCAGACAGCACCUACCCGGAUUUGAUGGACAAACAUAAGCAGUCAGCCCUCUGCAACAACCUCAACUACAGACACAAAAUGUCUCAGUACGCACAGAGGGCGUCUGUUGCCUUCCACACACAGCUGUUCUUCAAGAGCCGAGGCAUACUGAACGAAGAAGGAUUUGUUCUGUUUGUGAGGAAGAACGCCAUCAUUGUACUCAUCCCAAAGUUUGGCCUGGAGGGGACGGUCUUCUUUGACACCAAAGACAAAGUGUCCCCAAGCGUUGUUUUUGACGAAGAGGGUCCUGCUCUGACUGUACAGCAGCACACGUUCCAUAUAUUUGACAAGGUAAAGGUCACCAUCAGCCUGGAUGACUCCAAUAUUCAGCACCAGAAGAUCCGCAUGGCUCUGACUGAACCUGUGAUUCCUGGUGUGAGUGUUCCAGUCCCAGAUGCUGCACCGCAGGCCAAGAAACCCAAACUGGACCGCUGACAGAAAAAGCAGCUCCAUAAUUCACCUGAACCACAAGAUGAACCACCAGAUCAGAAAUCAGUCUGUAAAAGAACCAGUUUGGACUAUGAUGCAUUGACACAGUUAACUGUUAUGUUUCAGAUAUUCUGUUUUUCAUUUUUAUUUUUUUAAUAAAUCCACCACAGCAAAGACACAUUGUUCCAAUCUGACCUGCACCACUUUGUUGUUAUACUUGUAAUUUUAUUAGGAUUUGAAGCAGGAUAAAUGCAGUGUAACCUGUCAAACAACAGUGUAAUAUGCAACGGUCAUUAAAAUGUUUUUUAACACA